AUGGAACAGGACGGGCGAAUCACUAGGGGCGGCUCCCGCCAGCCGCUCCAUUCCACUGGGCCGGAGGAGUCCGCCGGUGGACCUGAACGAGCUACUCGCGAGUCCGCCCUUGGAUCUGACGCUGGGCGUGCCUACUCGCAGGCGGCAGCGGAAAAACACGCUGUCAUGAUUGCGGAAGUCUGGCAGAACGCGGACGGACGGUACAAUAGUGUCAAGAAUCAAGUCACGCUGCGUUACAACGAUGUUAAGGCGACCCUUAACUCGGCUCCCGUCGCGGAAUGGAAGGAUGCCAUCGACACGAUCGAAGAACUCGAGCAGCUGGACUCCCAGCUGGCCCAGCGAGAGAGCGAGCUAGACGAACGCGAGCGCCACCUCAACCAACGACAAGAGCAGCUGGACGAGCGUGCCACCCUCGUCGAUGAACGCGUCAGCAAGCUCCAGGACAAUCUCCAACGUCUGGCAGACGGAAGGAACCGACUGACAGAAGCAUGGGGCAACUUUCGCACCGAGGAAGCCGCGCUCGCCGCUCAGAGGCAAGAGCUACAGCGUGAGCGUCAACGAACGGAGCGUCCAACCCAAGUCGACAGAACGGACGCCGAUUAUGACGAUCCUCUCGCCGAAUCCGCACGACGGCUCGACGCCUUAUUCGAGGAGGGUUUUGAGCCGCCUCCUAGGACCUUGCGGACAUCAGCAAUGCCACGAGGACCACGUGGUGCAGGGUUGGGUGCGCUCGGGGGCAGGAUCCGCCGCUCAAAUUUGACGAGAGAUAGGUUCAAUUUCGUCCGCGAGGCAGACACCCCACGCUUCACCUAUGACGCGGACGGAAAUCGAGUGCGCAGAGAGCAACCGCCCGCAGCACACUUGGGGGAGGAAACCCGCUCCGCCCGUGAUACUGGCGAUCUUCCAUGGGACGGCAGACCCCGUUCGUCCUCAUGGCAAAACGGUAGCGCAGGUCGCUACACUGAGGGUGACGACCGCCCAGCGCGACUAAGAGCUGGCGACGUUAUGUUGUUUGACCCGGCAGAGACGGACGUAAUGGCGUUCAUCAGUCGCCUAGAGUUCAUCGCCACUCAAGAGGGGGAAGAUGCGGUGCUCCGCGUGUUUCCGCUGUGUUUGAAAGGUCAGGCGUUAGAGUGGCACAACGGCCUGUCUGCCGAAAUGAGGAAGGAUAUGAGCGCUUCCCUCCUUGCCACGAUUAGCGAGCUGGGGCGCGAGUUCCAGCUAUCUGAGGGAGAAGCCUGGGCGAAAGCCCAAAGCCUGCGAUUCUCCUUCGACAAGUCGGACGAGCUACCGCUGGCGCUAUACAUCUCGCGGAAAAUUAACCUGCUGCGAGCCGCCUCAAUCUCUGAUUCCGCGAUGGUGAAGAGACUCCUAUGGGAAGGUUUGGAGUCUAACCUGUCCUUGAUUACGCCCCUCAUUCCCACCGAGCGCUUGGAUGACUUCCGAAGGAGGAUUAGGGACAAUGAAUCAGCCGCCCGACGCGCAUGGGCCGAUCGAAAGGCCCAAUUCGCCGAAUACAUACGUAACUCCAGGCGCUUCGACCAAAAUAACGACCGCCGUUCUUAUCGCACCCCCUUGGCCAAGCAACAGACGGAAGCCAUCAAACCGUCCGUGCCUGCCGCAGAUCCUGGGGCAAUUCCCCCAGUGGGCGCCCCCACGACGAGCAAGCUGCCGAUUAGGCGUACAGAGGGAGGAAAGCCGCCAGCGCCCGCAGCAGGGUGCUACGUGUGCGGAGGCCCUCACUACGCCAACCGCUGUCCCCGGAAGGGGGAGGCCAACGAUCGCCCAGCAAAUCAAGUCGAAUUGGAGGGUGCCGGGGAGGAAGACGACGACCUGCUGGAUCUAGACCCCAGUCUAGAUUCCGACAUUACGCCUCGAGGCGAUCUUUCAGUUUGCAUCGAUACAGGCGCGGGUAUAUCGCUUAUCGAUGCAGCGAUAGCGAGCUUAUUCUUUCCCCAUUGUCAGCCUACUCCUAUGCCACAUAAUCGGCGCGUGGGCAUUCGAGGAGUCGGUUCAGAUACAAACGAAUCGAACCUAUUCAUAGCGACGGCUCUCACCUUAAAGGCGGACGACGGUUCUCUUUUCAUCGUAAAGGGCGAAUUCCACCUAGUGCGAUACCUCGGAUGCAAUAUGAUUAUAGCGAACGAUAUAUUGUCAUCAGCGAAGGCCACCAUUGACGUCCACGGCGAGCGCAUCAUAUUACAUAGCAAAUAUUCCAUGAGUGCCAAGGCCACUAGAGGCGCCAUCCGCGCGGGUAAGAGCUCACAGCCGCCCCGAAGGCAGAAAAGGAUCGCCAUCUGCUCCGCGGAUGCCAACGUCGUCAAUGAUCCAACCUCAGAAUCGCCCCUGUUUCCUGCCUCGCAUGCGGAAUUAUUCAACCUACAGCCUGUUCUAUUGACGGAUGCAGAAGACCAUGACAAUCCUCUUCAGAUUCCCACGGCGGACACCCUCGCCGAGCGAGUUGAAGCAGACGUAUCAGAUCACUGGGCGGCAGGAGACCGCGCAGCAAUCCAGCAAACCAUCGACCGGCAUCAUAGACUAUUUAGUCCCAGCCUGGGCCUAUUUUCGGACGGGAUAAAGAUGCCACUACGAUUCGUCAAUGAGGACGACUUUUCCGGGCUAAAGCAACGGCCUUACCCUCUUUCGCGGAGAGACCGGGAGGUGGCGGAUCAAAUCUUGGACCCGCUCGUACAAAAUGGGAGAAUCGAGAGGGUCCCCCUUGGGGACAAGAACCCUAUCGCUUCCCCUGCAUUUGUGGUCUGGCACAAGGGAAAGCCGCGUGUAGUUGUGGACUUGCGGAAGGUCAACUUACGAUUGCUCCCGAAUGCAUACCCCUUGCCGACGCAACAAGAUGUGCUACAGUCGUUAGGAGGUUCCACAGUGUUCUCGUCAAUGGAUAUCCGCCAAGGCUUUUUUCAACAACCCAUAGAAGAUGGCGACCGCUUUAAAACCACCUUCGUCACUCCGCACCGAGGUCUCGAGCGGUUUACCGUCGCUACAAUGGGGUUGGCAACCUCGCCCGGGUUCUUUCAGCAACGUAUGGAAGAAAUCCUAGCGAAAUUCUUAUGGCGAUUCGCGUUGGUCUAUGUCGACGACAUCAUUAUCUACUCGCGUUCGCUAGACGACCAUCUCCAUCACAUGCAGGAAGUAUUCUCAGCUCUCGAGGCGUCCGGGGUGACGAUGUCUUUAGCCAAGUGUCAUUUCGCCUACCCUUCUGUGCGUUUGCUAGGCCACCAUGUCGGCCGACUGGGCAUAUCCACUCAGGAGGAGAAGGUAGCCGCUAUUGCGAACCUAGCCUUCCCUAUGACUCUCGGGGAGCUAGAAGGGGUCAUCGGCCUCUUCAACUACUAUCGCGAUUUCGUGGAUUUCUAUGCAGAUAAGGUAGAAGCGUUAGAAGCACUCAAGACCAGGAUGCUGCGCAACGGCCCCCGAACAGGUCAGAAGAGAGCUUCGUACGCCGCGAAAACCAAGUUGACAGGAUUCGAAGAAUCACCGCAGUUCCAGACCCUACUCAAAGAAGCCCAACGUUCUUUUGAGGCAGUCAAACGAGCCUUGAUGGACGCUCCCACAAGAGCAUACCCUGAUUUCAAGCGACCGUUCAUCGUGUAUGUGGAUUCCAGCAAACAGCGCGGAAUAGGAAUCGCCCUACAUCAGGUGGGCGCCGAUGGAAUCGAGAGGCCCAUUCUAUUUCUAUCGCGGCGAUUAAACUCAGCGGAGAGACGGUAUUGGGCGACCGAAUUGGAGUGCUUGGGGUUGAUGUGGGCCCUGAAGAAGCUUCCUCAAUACCUCGACGGCGAAUUCUUUGUUGUGACCGAUCACAUCGCACUUAUAUCCGCCCUUCAAUCGCCCGCGACAGGUCAUCGGAGUAAUCGGUUGGCGAAUUGGGCUUUAACCCUUAGCACGUAUCUUCCGCGCAUGCAAAUCCGCUAUCGCAAAGGCGCUUCCCAUGACAACGUUGAUGCUCUAUCCCGAUUACGCAGUCUCGAGGACGAUUCUGAAGAGAUCCCCCGAGAUGAUCAAGACAAGCUACGCCAGGUGCUCGCCCAGCAGGCGGAAGGAACCACAGAUGAGUUCGUCGCUGCUAUAUCCGACGUGGGCGUAGCCCUCUCGAACGAUAUCAAAGACCAAUUGCGUAAGGACCUACCGGCUGAUCCAGCCUUGGGGAAGGUCUAUCGUAAGGUAGCGCGAGAGGGAAAAUAUCAUUCGUUUACGCUUCACGACGGUCUCUUGUUUUUCACCAACGAUCGCCUCUGCAUCACGCAAACCCUAGCCGAAAGCCUUAUUCGCUUGUGUCAUGACGCAGCCGGACAUCCAGGGCUUCAUCGGACGGAAGACAUUGUUCGCCGAUCCUUCUUCUUGCCUCACGCUCGCAGACGAAUCCUCGAUCGCAUUUCACGAUGCCCGAAUUGCCAGCUGUCUAAGCCACCCAACCACGCUCAGUGGGGCAAAUCACACCCCAUCUCGUCCCCGAAAGAGCCGUUCGAGGUCCUCUCGAUAGAUUUCAUUACCGGACUGCCCGUAAGCGACAGCCGUGACACUAUAUUGACAGUCACGGACAAAUUCUCCAAAGCCGUGAUUCUAGUCGCAGGGCAAGAGAAGUGGGACGCGCCGCGGUGGGCGGAAGCGUUCUAUAAGGAGGUGAUCUGCCGCUGGCAGCCCCCGCUGGCGAUUAUCUCAGACAGGGACCCCAAAUUCACGUCGCAAUUUUGGAAGUGCGUUCUUCGGUUGAUGGGAGUCAAGAGCUGGAUGACGACCGCCUACAAUCCUCGCUCAAACGGCCAAAGUGAACGAACCAAUCUCACUGUCGAAGUCACCUUGCGAGCGCUUCUCAUAGGCAAGUAUGAAGCGGGCUGGAACGCCCUGCUCAACCAGGUGGAAAGAACGUUAAAUUCGGUAGCUGCCCACCCGGCAGCGAUCUCUCCUUUCGAGUUACUCACGGGCGUGAAACCAAGGUGGCUACCAUUAAAGAACGAGGAAGCUCCGGCGGACGUAGCUGAGUUCAUCGCCGCACGGGACGCAGUGCGGCGGGACGUCCUGGAUUUGUACGCUCUCGCAAAAGCCAAGAUGGCCGAGUCCUUCGACCGCUCCCACUCUCAGCCAAUCAUUCGGGUAGGCGACUUCGCGUUCCUGAACCUGGCCCGCAAAAACGAGAAAGGGUAUGUCGUUCGAGGAUCCUCCAAACUUUCGCCCCUGCGAAUAGGCCCAUUCAAGGUCGUCGAGAAGAUCUCGGAUGUCGCCUUCCGCCUACAGCUUCCCCCCAAAUGGCGUAUGCACCCCGUUAUUUCCGUCAUUCAUUUGGAAAAGACGCUCUUACGUCCCGCAGACCUCGAACACCCGCCACCCGAACCAGUCAUGGUAGAUGGUCAGCCACAAUUUGAGAUCGAAAAGAUCAUCGGAAGACGCAUGGAGAGCGGCGAGACCUACCUCCAGAUCAAGUGGAAAGGAUACGAAGACCCAACCUGGGAAUCUCUCGACGUGAUCGCAGAGGAUACCCCGGACCUUGUCAAAGCCUUCAUGGCCAAGAAGCCGCGCGGUCGACCGCGUAAAAAGUAA
Histoplasma mississippiense is the source of this 5553-nucleotide messenger RNA. RefSeq lists its product with no specific name. The transcript has 4 exons. Bases 1 to 5553 code for a protein of 1850 amino acids. Gene Ontology annotation, molecular function: nucleic acid binding. The record is from RefSeq and is a predicted model, not a curated record. Gene Ontology annotation, biological process: DNA integration. NCBI's taxonomy places the organism in Eukaryota, Fungi, Ascomycota, Eurotiomycetes, Onygenales, Ajellomycetaceae.